Messenger RNA from Anarrhichthys ocellatus (wolf-eel), 2501 nucleotides. RefSeq names its product putative E3 ubiquitin-protein ligase UBR7. The record is from RefSeq and is a predicted model, not a curated record. Gene Ontology annotation, molecular function: zinc ion binding; ubiquitin protein ligase activity. Gene Ontology annotation, cellular component: cytoplasm. The transcript has 11 exons. NCBI's taxonomy places the organism in Eukaryota, Metazoa, Chordata, Actinopteri, Perciformes, Anarhichadidae. Bases 81 to 1304 code for a protein of 407 amino acids.
UCCCGCCCGGAACAGUCGUUUGUCAACACUGUCGUGCAGCUCAGUGUGUCUUUGUGUUCUCCUCACCCUCUUUUACCAAAAUGGCAGCGAAUAAAGAAGACUCAGACACGGACGAUAUUCUGUCCAACGAGGAGGAGCUCGAGAAGGCUUUGUGUGUGCUGGCUGGAAGCGACCCAGAAAACUGCUCUUAUUCUCGGGGCUAUGUGAAGAGACAGGCUGUGUUUGCCUGCAACACCUGCACUCCAAAUGCUGCAGAACCUGCUGGGGUUUGUUUGGCGUGUGCCAAUAAAUGCCACGAUGGACAUGAUAUCUUUGAACUGUACACCAAAAGAAAUUUUCGCUGUGACUGUGGGAAUAGCAAGUUUGGGGAAUUCAAGUGCCAGCUAAUUCCUGCCAAAGAUGAGGAGAACGUCAGAAAUCACUACAAUCACAACUUCAAUGGCUGCUACUGCACGUGUGACCGGCCGUACCCAGACACAGACGAUCAGGCCAACGAUGAGAUGAUUCAGUGUGUCAUCUGUGAGGAUUGGUUUCAUAGCAGGCACCUGGGCUGCACUACGGGGGACCCUGAGGAGCUGCAAGAGAUGAUAUGUGAGGCCUGCAUGAACAAGGCCCCUGUCUUGUGGAUGUAUGCUGCUCACUUUGCAGUUUCACCUAUGAUCAGUGUCAGUCAUCCUGAGGAGGAGGAGGGGGAGAAGGAGGAAGAAGUGGAUGUCGAGGACGGAGCAGAAAAGGAAGAAGCCUCUGAGCCCAGUCACAGUGGGGAUGAGGAACCGUCCACCAGUGCUGAGCACACGAAGCAGGAGGAAGUGGCAACCAGGAGUUCCCCUUGCAAACGGACCCACGAGGAAAUGUCAGGCAGCCCUGCAAAGGCCGUGACCAAAACUGUUGUCUGCAGGCUGAAGGAACUGCAAGCCAAGGGGCUGGAGAGGCGAAGACAGGGAGCGGUGUUCUGGCCUUACAGCUGGCGCUCCGAGCUCUGCACCUGCAUGAGCUGCAAGAGGGUCUAUGUGGCUGCAGAGGUGCAGUUCCUAAUGGAUCAGUCGGACACCAUUCUAGCCUAUGAGAACAGAGGCUUGGAUGAGCCGUUUGGUCAGCACCCGUUGAUGGCACUGAUGAGCUCGAUGGACCGCGUCCAGCAGCUGGAGGUCAUUUACGGUGUCAACGAGCUGACGACUUCGAUCACUGCGUUUUUAGACCAGUGUGUUACUGAAGGAAAGACAGUCACAGUUGAAGCUGUGCAUCAGUUCUUUGAGGAGCUGCGGGCUAGAAAGAGACGGAGGACCAAUGCAGGAUACCAGUAACAAGGAGGCCAUGCUGCUAUCGUAGGCCUGGUUCAUAUGGUGCUUUGAAUGAAUGAGUGAGAUUUGGAAGAUUAACCUUUUUCUUGGUUGAAUAAAGGAACUUCUUGCUGCAACCGAUGUGAUCCUAACACGCAGAGUGCACUGACUCGCUGUUGUGAAUUGUUUCUUCUCGAGUGAAGGAGUGAGAUUGUUUUUAUUGAUUUAUAGUAAUGCCUUAACUCUCCAAAUGAAUGUUACUUGAGACAUUUCAACACUGUAUGCUUUAAAUAGAUUAAAUUGUUACAUUGCUACAAUGUUAUGUGCAUCACAUGAACAUGUCCAGUUUGUCAUUGUGACUUGAGUUAAAUACCAGUGUGUUUUAAAUUGUCAAACUUCUGAUGUGAACAAAUACUGUUUUAUAUUCAUGUUCCAAAUAAAGUCAUCACGUUUCUAGUGCACAAAACAACGCAACUGAGAUCAAAUUAAUUCCAUAAUAUCAAACCAGUUUAUUUUGAGGAUGCCCAAGUUGACCACUGUUAUGCACCUUUUGAGGCGACAGUAGAAAAAUAGAUUCAGUGAAACUAAAUGCAACUUAAUAUCAAUCUACAAACAUGUUUUCUAUAAUACCAUACAAGUACAAAGUACCUGUUAUAAUUCAACACAAGCAAUCACACAUUUCAGAUGGUUCAAUUCCAAAAGGUGCUAAAUAACACUAUGUACACAGAACGAGCUACAUGAGAUUUCAAAGGACUAUUUGAUGCAGGCUGGUAAGCUGGUAGAAAAGAGCUUGCAUAGACAUCAAAGUCACUUCUUCAAUAAAAGCCCAGCCGCAGGCGGUGGGGGUGGGGGGGGAAAGGCACUGACUUCUCUACAGCAAAGAGCAAAACAAGGACUUUUAUUCAAUGGAACAUUGUCCCGGAAAAUAAAACUACUACCCAACAUGAACAUGGGGAGGUGAACAUGGGGAGGAAUCUGGAGUUUUGCAUUUUUUUCCCCCAUGAUUCCACCUAGAUGGAAAAAUGAAUUUUUCUGCUUGGCAACUUUAUCACCGCUAAGCAGAAAGCUAAUAAUAUCUUCAGAUCCUCUACAUAUUCAUGUUACUUUAAAAAGUAAAGAAUAGGGAAGACAAGAAACAUCUCGACAAACAUCGUAAUCCACAACACUGAACAGACCGCCCUAAUGCGUGACAUUUGGGGACAAAAUAGAUUGAGACACAAU